This is a messenger RNA of Charadrius vociferus (killdeer), 1329 nucleotides long. RefSeq names its product T-cell leukemia homeobox protein 1-like. Gene Ontology annotation, molecular function: DNA-binding transcription factor activity, RNA polymerase II-specific; RNA polymerase II cis-regulatory region sequence-specific DNA binding. The transcript has 5 exons. Gene Ontology annotation, biological process: regulation of transcription by RNA polymerase II. Lineage: Eukaryota; Metazoa; Chordata; Aves; Charadriiformes; Charadriidae. The record is from RefSeq and is a predicted model, not a curated record. Bases 1 to 1329 code for a protein of 442 amino acids.
AUGCCCAAAACACAGGUGCAGAACUGCUCCCCCACGGGGGACCACCGGCCCCCAGACCCCUCACCGGCUGUGCUGCCAGCCCCUGCCCACCUCGCUUGUCGUACAUUCAGCGACGACGAAGGUGGCUGCGGCCCUAAAAACACCCUCGCCAUCUCGGAGGGUCUGGAGGCGACGGGGAAGCCUGGCGGGCAAACACUCCCCGACACUCCGCAGCACCCCGCCGGGCCGCCGGCGGCGGGAGGGGAAGGAGAAGGGGGACGGGGAAGGAGGCGCCUGACCCUCCUCUCCCGCUGCCGGCGCGGCUGUCUGCUGCCCCUCGGUGGCCGCCUGGGGGUGAAGCAGAAGAGAGCCAGGGGGACCCCACUGCCCCGGACCCCAGAGUUCAGCCUCCCCGAGACCUGUCCCAAAAACCUGCCGUCCCGAGCCGGAGGAUGCUCUGGCUUCCCAGAAGCGACCUGUCUGCAAAACGCUGCCCUCGGGGACCUUCUCCACCCCUUCCCCAUCCCCGUGUCCCAAGACUGGCUCUUCCUCACAUCAGGGCCACGGUCACCAGAUGUCUCUCCGGCUUCCUCCAGCUCUGGGACACUCAUCCAGUACACCCCCGACUCUGCCACUAGCCCCACCGCAGACUGCCCAUCUCCUCAUCCCUCUUUCCAGAAGGUCAAGGAGGAAGGUGAGGGUGUGGUGAAGAAGGCCAAGAGCCGCACAGCCUUCUCCCAGGAGCAGCUGCAAAUCCUGCACCAGCGGUUUCAGAGCCAGAAGUACCUCAGCCCCCAGCAGAUCCGGGAGCUGGCUGCUGCCCUGGGGCUCACCUACAAGCAGGUGAAAACAUGGUUUCAGAAUCAACGGAUGAAAUUUAAGCGUUGCCAGAAGGAGAGCCAGUGGGUAGAAAAAGGAGUGUAUCUACCACAGAAUGGGUUUCAUCAGGCUGCGUACCUGGAUAUAACCCCCACAUUUCACCAGGGCUUCCCUGUCUGUGCCAGCAGAAACCUUCACACUGUGACCAACGUGCACCAGGCUUACAGCAGUGGCCAGACUUACGGGAACGGGCAGAACCUGUACUCGUUCAUGGCUGUGGAGGAUGAGGGGCUCUUUGGAAAAGGUGGAACAAGCUGCAAUACCCAGCAAGCCAUGGGUUUAUUAAGCCAGCAGAUGAACUUCUAUCAUGGCUACCCUUCUGAUACGGAUUAUGUCAACCUGGAGUCAGAAGACACCUAUGACCUCCAGAGCACCUCUGACAGUGUCGCACCAUUCUCGAGCUCUCCUGUACGGCAUCAGUACCAGGCCUCUUGGCAUCCCCUGGGCACCCAGAGUGCUUAUGAGUCUUAG